ACUAUUCUUUAUCGAAUAUGAGUGGAACAAUAAGAGACCAGCCAUGGGGUACACAAGUAUUAGAAAGCACAGUCUCCACAUGUUGUCCUCAUCGCCGUGUCAAUCGAAUGGCAUGGCAUCAGGGUGGCAUCUUGGCCCUGACAUAUUUGGCAUACACUUGUUAUCAUAUGACGCGAAAGCCAAUAUCUGUUGUCAAGAAUGUAUUGAGUCUUAACUGUAGCAGUUUGUCACCACCUCCAAAUUUUUUAAUUAAUAGUACAAAUAGAGAUACAUGGUGUGAUUGGGCUCCAUUUGAUACCGAAGAUGCUCCAGCAUUACUUGGCAUGUUAGACUCUGCAUUUCUGUUCACGUACGCAGCAGCCAUGUUCCUCAGUGGUUUUAUAGCUGAAAGAGUAAACCUACGUUACUUUCUUACAUAUGGUAUGCUUGCGUCGGGUAUAUCAUGUUAUCUUUUUGGUAUUGCUAGGCCAUACAAUAUUCACAGUUUAUGGUAUUUUGUUCUAGUUCAGGCAAUUGGUGGUGUCUUUCAAACGUCAGGUUGGCCAGGUGUGGUUACUGUUGUUGGAAAUUGGUUUGGAAAAGGAAAACGAGGUUUAAUCUUUGGAAUAUGGAACUCUCAUACAUCAUUGGGGAACAUUUUGGGUAGUUUAAUAGCUGCUGAAUUCGUGGAAUCUGAUUGGGGAUUAAGUUUCAUGGUACCUGGAGCCACAAUGGGCUUAGCAGGAUUUAUAAUAUUCCUAUUUCUAGUGCCCAAUCCCAUAGACAUAGGAUGUAUUCCACCUAUUCCUCCUAGAUACAGGAAAUUUGAUGCUACUCACAGUUCGGAUGAAAGCAGUGGUAUAGAUGAAUGUGAACAUUUCAGUAAUGACAUUGAAGAUCGUCUCAUCUAUCGCUGCGCCUACCGCGAACAAGUUGGUGUUGAUGAUUUUGCAAGUACAAGAUCUGAAACUAGCCCGAUAUUAUCAAGACAUAGGCGUGUACAUGAUCAUCAUAGAGGAAAUGCAAUUGGAUUUGUAGGAGCUAUGAAUAUACCUGGUGUUAUAGAAUAUUCUCUUUCCUUAUUCUUUGCGAAGCUUGUAAGCUAUACAUUCCUGUACUGGUUACCAUUGUACAUUGCAGCAACAAAUACUUAUGGCGCCACAUUCAGUGCAGAUCUUUCAACUUUAUUCGAUGUCGGUGGAAUUGCUGGUGCAAUAGCAGCCGGUGUUUUAUCCGAUUAUACUGGCAUGAGUGCUCUAACAUGUGCGCUUAUGCUUGGAUUCGCGGUUCCCGUGUUGUUCAUAUAUGACUACAUUGGAAGCACGGGUCUAGGCAUCAACAUAGUAUUACUAGUAUUAGCAGGACUAUUGGUCAAUGGACCGUAUGCUUUGAUAACAACUGCUGUGUCAGCUGAGCUAGGAACUCAUCCUAGCCUAGGAGAUAAUUCUAAAGCUUUAGCUACAGUCACUGCUAUCAUCGAUGGAACAGGCAGUAUCGGUGCUGCUGUAGGGCCAUUGUUAGCAGGCUUGGUGUCACGUUGGGGUGGUUGGCAUAAUGUAUUUUAUGUGCUCAUGUUCGCAGACAUGCUCGCAUUGUUGCUUUUAUCAAGAUUGGUUUACAGAGAUAUCCAAAUGUACAGACAACGACGACGAGCUGUGUAACUUUAUUCUCGUUUGUUAGACAAAGGAUAAAAUGAAUAUAUAAAUAAAUAAAUAAA
This is a messenger RNA of Dufourea novaeangliae, 1696 nucleotides long. RefSeq names its product sugar phosphate exchanger 2 (gene MFS16). The transcript has 9 exons. NCBI's taxonomy places the organism in Eukaryota, Metazoa, Arthropoda, Insecta, Hymenoptera, Halictidae. Bases 18 to 1640 code for a protein of 540 amino acids. The record is from RefSeq and is a predicted model, not a curated record. Gene Ontology annotation, molecular function: transmembrane transporter activity. Gene Ontology annotation, biological process: transmembrane transport. Gene Ontology annotation, cellular component: membrane.